AUGAAUGGUGAAGUAGAGGUAGAUGAUCCAUUAAGUAAGAGCACUUCAAGACUUUCCAUAUGUCAAGCAGAUAUGGAAGAAUUAGGGGAAAAGAAUCCUAGAUUACAAGUUCGAGAAUUUUUAAAAAAUGAGGGACAAUUAUCACGUCGUGAUUCUGCAGUUUCAUUAAAUUCAUUUGUUGAAGAUGAUACACCAAAGGCAAAAAGUAUUGAAAAGAGAAGAAGAUCAUCCGUUCAAACAACUGGUAUUACUCAACAACCUGCCAAAAAGGAAAAAAUUCAUAAACGUAAACUUAGAAAAUUAAAUCAUCCACCAACAGUUGAAUUAAAUCCCGAUACGGCUAAGGAAAGUGAUACAAGUGAAGGUGAUGAUGGUAAACGAUUCCCAUUUAAGAAUAUAAGACAGUUGAUACUUCAAAUUUUUAAUGUCCCACCAACUAAUAAAUUGAAAUGGUGUAAACUUGGAAAUCCAGAAAAGAUUCCUACAAUUUGUUUUUGUUUAGUUCCUGGGUUACAGUUAGAAGAUCGAGAUAAUAAAGACAAUGGAAGUAGUAAAAAACUGCUAAAGCAAUUACCAAUUUCAUAUUUGAAGAAAAUUGAUGAAUUACCAUUUAUUUAUGAUAAUUUUGAAACUUUUAUUAGAUCCAUGAGCCCGGGGACAAAAGAUUCAGUUCAUCUGCCACUACAAGCAAUAACUAAUGUUCCACUUACUAAAUAUGAAAAGAAAUCACUUAUGGAAAAACUGCAGAAACAAAAAAUCACCAUUCGAGAUUUAUUGUUAGCAGAACAACAAUUGGUUCAACAUAAUUAUCCUAGAAAAUUAGCUGAUGAUACAUGGAAAGAAACCCAACCACAUGAUCCUGCAAAUAAAUCACAUAUUUACGCAUUGGAUUGUGAGUUUUGUAAAGCAGGUACGCAAAGUGUUUUAACCCGUAUUUCAUUGAUUGAUUUCCAAGGGGAGGUUGUUUUUGAUGAAUUGGUUAAACCAGAGGAAGAGAUUACUGAUUAUGUUACUAAAUACUCAGGUAUAACUGAAGAAAUGCUAAAAGAUGUAACUACAACCAUUCAUGAUAUACAAGAUUUAUUUCUCAAACAUGUUUCUAGUGAAGAUAUUUUGGUUGGACAUUCUUUGGAAUCUGAUUUAAAUGUCAUGAAGAUCAUGCAUUCCAAAGUUGUUGAUACAUCUAUUAUAUAUGAACAUAAUCGUGGACCACCAAGUAAACCGUCAUUGAGAUGGUUAGCUCAACAAUAUUUGAAAUCUGAUAUCCAAACUGGUGAAGAUCAUGGGCAUGGGCAUUCAUCAAUAGAAGAUGCUAAGGCAUGUUUGGAUUUAGUCAAAUUAAAGAUUCAAAAUGGAAGGUUAUUUGGUACUAAUGUGGGGGAAAUUUCUAUAUUUCUGAGAUUAUCUCACAACUCUAAUUUCAAUGGAGAUUUUAAAUCACUUUGGGUCGGAUAUCCAAAUCCUCGAGGACCUUAUUUAGAUUUAGAAGAUUUAAAAUUGACUAAAAUCUCUGCUAAAAAUGAUGAUGAAAUAGUUGAUAAUUUUUUGAAAGAAAUUCCAAAUAAGAAAUUUGCUGUUGUUAAUUUAAGAGAUUUAGAGUUGAAUUCAAGAUGGGGUAAUGCACCUGAAUAUUACAGUGGAGAUUUAGAUUAUGAUCAAGUUAAAGCAUUUCAAAGAACUAACGAAAGAUUAACCAAGAUUUAUGAAGCCUUACCUGAAUGGUCGGUACUUAUUUGUUAUUCUCAACUGGGAGAUCCUAGAGGAAUGUAUAAAUUACAAGCUGUUAGACGUGAUUUCCAAAAAUUAGCUAAAGAAAAUGUUGAUGUAAGCACUUUAACAAAGGAACAGUCCUGGGAUGCUGAUAAACUUGAUUUACUUCUUAAGAAAACUGCAUUAGCUAGAGAAUCAUUAACUUUUAUUAAAGUAAAACCAUCUAAUGGUAUUACUGAAGAGAAAGGGAAUCUGCAAUAA
Candida tropicalis MYA-3404 is the source of this 1971-nucleotide messenger RNA. RefSeq lists its product as uncharacterized. Lineage: Eukaryota; Fungi; Ascomycota; Pichiomycetes; Serinales; Debaryomycetaceae. Gene Ontology annotation, molecular function: nucleic acid binding; exonuclease activity. The transcript has a single exon. The record is from RefSeq and is a predicted model, not a curated record. Gene Ontology annotation, cellular component: nucleus. The coding region runs from base 1 to 1971 and encodes 656 amino acids.